AGAUCGGGCCAUGGAGAGGAUGGCGAAGCAGUUGCGUCAGUUGCAAGAUAAGGUGGAGGGGAGGCCAGAGAGGAGAGCUCGAGGACAUCCCUUCUCAAGGGAGAUUCUCGCUGCUCCUUUGCCAAACAAUUUCAAGGAGACCAACUUGGUGUAUGACGGGUCAUCUGACCCAUCGAGGCAUGUGAGGACCUUUGAGAACAUGGCGGUGUUGCAUGGAUACUCUGAUUCUGUUUGUUGCAGGGCGUUCUUGUCGACCCUACGCGGAGGAGCGCUUGACUGGUUUCAUCAAUUACCUUCGGGAUCGAUUGCGGAUUUUGAGGAUCUUGCCAGCAAGCUCACUAACCAAUAUUCGAGCGCAGUGGCACAAGAGAAGACUUACUUGACCCUUAUGGCGAUGAAACAGGGGGAGAAGGAAUCGCUGAGGAAGUAUGUUGCUCGAUACAAUAAAACAUGUUUGGAAGUGCACUCCGCUUCAGAUGAGGUGAAAGCAGGAGGAUUGAUUAGGAGUCUUCGAGCAGGGCCCUGCCGAACUUCUUUGGCAAAGACCCCGGCUCGAUCAUACGAGGAUGUUCUAAAGCGGUGCAGGAAGUACAUUAAUCUGGAAGAGAUGGAAAUGGAGUUUGCAAAGCUCGAGGGGAUGUCCCAGCCAGAGCCAAAGAAGGAGCAAAACCGCUCGAGGGAAAGGUCACCAAGGGGAAGCUCGCCUAAGAGGAGCGAGCAGAGGAGAGUGUCUCCUCGAAGGAGGAGUAGGGAUGCGAAAGGGGAAAAGAGAGAUGAAUGGCAGAGGAGGCCUAUGGUGUUCGAGAGGCAGAGGUACCAAAACUUUACUCCCUUGAGGAAAGAUAUGACAGAAGGGCAAGGAGGAGGGGCCCCGCUGAAAAGAGGAACGAUUUACAUGAUUUUUGGGGGGCCGACAGAUGGUGACUCGAACAGAUCGAGAAAGGAGCAUGCGCGAGCGGUGAAAAGAAAGAGAGAGGAGGUGGGGAUUACAACGCGCAUGCCGGUAAUAAGUUUCAAGGCGGAGGAUGCUGAGGGGGUAGUCUUACCACACAAUGACGCCCUGGUGAUAACCGCAGAGGUUGCGGGCUUUGAUGUAAAGAGGGUGUUCAUUGAUACAGGGAGUUCGGUGGAUGUCAUGUUCUAUGAUUGUUUCGUGCAGAUUAACAAGGAGCUGAAUGCGGAGCUGAAGCCGGUAGCCACAGUGCUGUAUGGCUUUAAUGGAGGAGAAGUUAUGCCGAUGGGGGAGGUCAGUUUGCCCGUGGCGCUGGGAUCCGGAGAGCUGAGGAAGGUGCGCAUGGUGAGGUUUGUAGUUGUAGGGGCUGAGUCAUCCUAUAACAUCAUCAUGGGGCGGACGAGCUUGAACGCAUUCCAGGCAGUCGUAUCCAC
Striga hermonthica is the source of this 1386-nucleotide messenger RNA. The record is from the annotation of a GenBank genome assembly. Lineage: Eukaryota; Viridiplantae; Streptophyta; Magnoliopsida; Lamiales; Orobanchaceae.